Prorocentrum cordatum is the source of this 1575-nucleotide messenger RNA. Lineage: Eukaryota; Dinophyceae; Prorocentrales; Prorocentraceae. The record is from the annotation of a GenBank genome assembly.
GAGGAGGAGUAGCUGUUCCUUGCAUGAAGAAUCGAUUUUUCCCCUGUGCCCUUCCCUACCCUACUUUGGGCCAUCGCGGCAUCCUCUCCCGUGUUUUCUUUUUUUCCACCUCUCGCGAUCUUAGUAAUGCUGCCAGUUAACAAUUUGCGAUUGUGGUGGUCGAUGAACCUGGUACUGCAGCUGUUUAAGCAAUCGAGCGCCCGCGUGCUUUGCACUGCCCGCUAGCUUCCAGGUGCGGGGACGAGCUCUCCAACACAGCGGCGCGGGAUGGCGCCCAAGACGUGCCCCCUUGGCCACUCGCUCGGUGUCUGGGAGGCGGAGGCGGGCUCGUGCGACGGGUGCCGCCGCGUCAUCCGCGACGGGGACCUGGUGAUGGACUGCAGGCGAUGCAACUAUUACCUGUGCAACGAAUGCUACAACGACCGGAGCUCGCUGUGGAUGUCGCUGGCGUCCUUCAUCCCGGACUGCACGGCCGACACCCGUGCCCCGAGCGCCACAGAGGUAGUGUGCGAUGGCGACAACGAGUGCGCAUCGACAGUCGUGGUCGACCCCAGGUGUGACCGGCGCACGCACAAGGACUCGAACGUCGCGGGGGACGCACGGGAUGCAAGGCAGCAUGAGGAGACGCCAGAUGAGGUGGAGGCGCCGACCGAGCCCCAGACCACGAAGAGCGCGGCGGAGACCGUCGACCUGCUGGGCGACCUGCUCUCGGAGCAGACGCCGCAACCGCGACCAGUCCCAGCCGCGCCCAAACCCGCCGUCCGAUCGGCCGCGGCGGAGCUGGCGGCGGAGCUCGCCGCGCCGCCUGACCUGGGGCUGCUCGGCGCCAAGGGCCAGGAGGCCCCCAAGCAGUCAGCGCUGCAGGCUGCUCGCUAUGGGGCAGCGUAGGGGCCGCCAGGACUCAUGGUAGAGAGCGCCCGCAGAAUCACGGAAGACCCUGCACUUGUGAGUCUGCUACUUGAGAACGUCAGGUUUCCCAGCCUGCUUUCUCGAAGCUGUUCGGACGAACUUUGCAGACGCAUUCAUCAUCUAAUUAGGGCACUUCUGAGUAUACAGAUGCUCAGGCUCUUCUAGUACAUCUUCUGCCGUGUUGCGCAGUCAGUCAUCGCAUGUUCUGUAGGCGUUAUCACUAAUUGGAGCCUGCGCUCUCAGACUUCGAGGCCUUCAGUAGCGCCUUGAGCCAAAUUUAUCGUAGCCGUGUACAUGUACCAAGGCGCUGGUGCCCUCGUUCCAUCUGCUCCAUGCGGAUCUGUCCUGCAGCGCUAUCGCGCUUGCGGCGCUCGGUGAACGUCCAACAGAAAAGCAAUACUCCUCUGCGCUGCGUUCGACGUUUUAUACUUGGAACUACGCCGCCAUGCCACUGAAUAUUCGUUGCAAGAUUUGGUCUUGGUGUCAGCAGCAGUGCCAGAGGCUACCAUCAUUCUCGGCGUGUGUCGCGUGUUCGGCAUUAAUGGCAGUGACAGGUGUAGCGCUUUGACCCCGCAUGUUUCACAGGCCGCCGACUCGACUCGAUGUUCCUACCUUUCCCCCUCCUUUCUUCCCUUCCUGUUCCGCUCUUACCUCCUCGGCGGGGAG